AUGUCAUUGUUUCGGCGAAUCCCGCUGAAAAAAUGCACGGAGCUCUUGUUGACAGCCAAGUCAGUACAUAGGAUGUAAGUUUUGAUUUUGACCUUAUUUGAAUCCAGAUUGUAAUGAUUUAUAAUACGCGUUAUAUUAUACUUGCCGUCUCUUCAGACCCCAGUAUGAAGUUCGUCGAUUUCUCGGGGAAUCUCUCAAAUCCCCAGGCCAAACCCAUUCGCAAUCGAAGACAGUUGGAGUGUGGCUUCUGGGAUGUGCUGGAUUAGUUUAUGGAGCUGUCGCUUUGGGAGGAGUGACCAGACUAACGGAAAGUGGCCUCAGCAUGGUGAAUUGGGAUCUCUUUCGAACAAUGAAGCCCCCAUUCAAUCAGAGGGAAUGGGAGCUGGAAUUCGAACGAUAUAAAGCUUAUCCGGAGUACAAGUUGUAAGUUUUGGGGGGAGUUUCUAUUUCUGGAUAUUGAGGUUUGGUAUCAUAAAUAAAAAAAUCUUUUCAGCAAAUCCUCGAACGAAGAGAUGACUCUAAACCAAUUCAAAUUCAUCUGGACCAUGGAAUAUCUCCAUCGAAUGUGGGGCAGAGCCAUCGGAUUGGCUUUUCUGAUUCCCUGCACUUACUUUUGGUACAAAGGACGAUUCAAUGGAGCCAUGAAAAAGCGGAUGCUUCUAGCUGGAGGAUUGAUCUGCGCUCAAGGCGCAGUGGGAUGGUGGAUGGUGAAGAGCGGACUGAAUCCGGAGAACAAUUCUAACAGGGACAUCCCCAGAGUCAGUCAGUAUCGAUUAACUACCCAUCUCUCCAUGGCCUUUGUUCUUUAUGCCAUGUUUUUAUGGACUGGACUCUCAAAUGUCUUGAAACCAGCUGACGUAAGUUGAGCAUCUUGUUGAUUAGAUUAUCUCCAAUAGCUUUGGCGUUAAUUUUGUUGAUUUAUAAGGCUGUAAGAAGUCGAAUUAGAAUGAAAUGGGUUACUUUCAGCACACUGCUAUCCAAGGAAUCAAAAAGUUCCGUGGCAUCACCCACGGAGCCAAAGCCCUGAUCUUCCUGACCGCCAUUUUCGGCGGGUUCGUCGCCGGAUUGGACGCCGGCUUGGUCUACAACUCCUGGCCGAAAUUCGCGGACCGUUGGCUCCCUGAAAACAUGACCUCCAAAUCUCCGGCAUGGAAGAAUUUCUUCGAAAAUGAGGUCACCGUCCAGUUUAUUCAUAGAAAUUUGGUAAGUAAAAAUAAUAGUAAUUGAGAUGAACAUGUUGUCAAUGAGGAUUUGGUUUAUCUUUUUAUUAUUUCAGGCGUAUCUCACCCUCCUUUCGAUCACGAUGACCUGGCUGAAAGGACGAAGAUUAGCUCUCCAUCCCCGCGCCAAGAUCGCCCUUCACGGCCUCAUGGCCAUGGGAUAUGCACAGGCAAUCCUCGGCAUCUCUACCUUGGUAGGUCAUAGUCAUCUUUGGAGGAUAAUAAAUUCAGGUCCACCAUGUUCCUGUCUGGCUUGCCGCGCUUCAUCAGUCCGGUUCCAUGGCUCUGAUUGGCUUCGUUCUCUGGCUUUCCAAUGAAAUCCGCCGCAUACCCAAAUAA
Molecule: messenger RNA, 1559 nt
Organism: Bursaphelenchus xylophilus (pine wood nematode)
Lineage: Eukaryota; Metazoa; Nematoda; Chromadorea; Rhabditida; Aphelenchoididae
Source: the annotation of a GenBank genome assembly